Molecule: messenger RNA, 1089 nt
Organism: Microbotryum saponariae
Lineage: Eukaryota; Fungi; Basidiomycota; Microbotryomycetes; Microbotryales; Microbotryaceae
Source: the annotation of a GenBank genome assembly
AUGCUGUCGGUGAUCAAGGCCGAUACAGCGGGAUCGCGUCGCCUCCUGGCUCCGGUCCACCGUGGCCCAUCCGCUAACGAGAGCCCCCCUUGCGUGACACACCUCCUUCACAGACCCGCCAAUGGGGUUAGUCGCUCAAGCGAAUAGCUGGCUGAUGCUGGGGGCCCAUGAUGCUGACCUGUUGGCUGUCGCCCCCCGCUCGUCGUCGUACAGAGAUCCGCUUCUCGGCGACGCGUAAACGCCCCUACUUCUACUGCCCGACCACGUCCGAGUCCGUGUGGGAAGCCCCGCCUGCUUUGACCCCGGAGAAGAUCUCAACCCUCCCUGGCGCGCACCAUCUCGCGUACGAACCCCCACCACCUGCGGGUGCCGCCUCGCCCUCGACUAAUGCCAGUGCCAGUGCGAGCGCCGCCCCCACCUCGGCCACGGCGGCGCAUGCUCCUACCGCCGCCGCCGCCCCUGCUGCUGCUCCUGCCACCCAGCAAGCGGCUGCAGCAGCCUCCAAGCAGCAAGCUCCGGUCGAUCCCAAUGCGGCCCCAAUCAAAGUCCGCGCAUCGCAUCUCUUGAUCAAGUCCGAAAAGUCGCGUCGCCCAUCGUCGUGGCGACAGCUGCACAUCACCCGCACCGUCGGCCAGGCGCGUGAGAUCCUGCAGACGCACCAACAGAACCUCCAGGCCGCCGAGGAUCUUCCCAAACAGUUCGCCAGGGUCGCCAAGGCCGAGAGCGACUGCAGUUCGGCAAGGGAAGGCGGCGAUUUGGGUCAGUCUCGCUUUCUAUGACGGCCAUCGCGCUGUCGCUCGAAGGCACAGGACCGAUACUGAAGAGCUUUCGCGUCUUCUCCUUUUCCCUGUAGGCUUCUUUGGUCGUCAGCAGAUGCAGAAACCUUUCGAGGAGGCCGCCUUUGCCCUCAAGGUGGGCGAGAUGAGUCCGAUCAGUGAGUGCUUGAAUACGCUUGGUGUCGAAAUUCGGUAUCCUGACAAGGUUCCUCGUCACUUUCAGUUCAAACCGACUCAGGUCUGCAUCUUAUCCUUCGAACGGCUUGAGCACGGCAACGCGAUCGACGACAGGGACAUUCGAGCCGCCCCUUGA